Molecule: messenger RNA, 936 nt
Organism: Aureobasidium uvarum
Lineage: Eukaryota; Fungi; Ascomycota; Dothideomycetes; Dothideales; Saccotheciaceae
Source: the annotation of a GenBank genome assembly
AUGGCAUCACGUACCUUUGACUCUUCCCGCUGGACUUCAAAACGCCAACUGCUAUCCGGAAAACCCUCUACGCCUACUGAAGUCUCCAUCCACUAUAUUUCCUGCUCUCCCUCCACCAAACCUUCAAAAGGAACCAUCCUUCUCAUCCACGGAUUUCCUCAAACCUCUUAUCAGUUCCGUCAUGUCAUUACCCCUCUAGCAGAAGCCGGGUACCUGGUGAUUGCACCCGAUUACCGCGGCGCAGGUUCCAGUUCGCGACCCAGAGAUGGCUACGAUAAACUGACCAUGGCCAAAGACUUGCAUACAUUGGUCACCGAGCACAUUGGCAUCAAAGAAAAGAUCCAUGUGGUGGGUCAUGAUAUAGGCGGUAUGAUUGCCCACGCCUACGCAACCGCAUAUCCCGCUUCUGUGGCCUCUGUUGCUUGGGGCGAGUGCCCGUUACCAGGAACCUCGUUGUAUACAUCCUACGUGGCAGAAAACACUCACGGAGGUCUCUGGCAUUUUGUCUUUCACCAACAACUCGAUGUCCCCGAACUGCUUGUCCAAGGCCACGAAGCACAAUAUCUCAAAUCUUUCUACGAUCGCCUGACCCAACAUCCCUCGGCCAUCUCUCCCACCGAUGCACAAAUCUACGCAACCCAAUUCUCGCAACCCGGUGCCAUGAGAGCGGGCUUCGACCUCUACCGCAGUUUCCACAAGGACUUUUCAGACAACGAGACCAUGCUCAAAAAAAACGGAAAGAGCAAAGUGCCUUGUUGUGCACUGUGGGGAGAACUGAGCUCCAUGAUUGAUGAGAUUGCCGAACCCCAAGCUCGAGAAAUGUAUCAACAUGUAACACUGGCAAAAGUAAAGGGCACGGGUCACUGGUGUGCAGAAGAGAAUCCAGAGAGUUUUGUAACCGAGAUUUUGGGGUUUGUGGGCGCCCAAGCAUUGUAA